Molecule: messenger RNA, 2547 nt
Organism: Pollicipes pollicipes
Lineage: Eukaryota; Metazoa; Arthropoda; Thecostraca; Pollicipedomorpha; Pollicipedidae
Product: glutamate receptor ionotropic, kainate 2-like
Exons: 18
Coding region: 1-2547 (848 amino acids)
Biological process (GO): monoatomic ion transport
Cellular component (GO): membrane
Molecular function (GO): signaling receptor activity; ligand-gated monoatomic ion channel activity
Source: RefSeq, a predicted model, not a curated record
AUGGCAGCCGUCCGCGUCAGGCCUUCGGCACGGGCUCGGCUCUGGACGCGACUGUGGCUCGGGGCGCUGGCAGGCGCCGCUUCGGCCGCGCCGGACCUGGUGCGGAUAGUGGGUCUGUUCGACCCGGGAGACGAACGCCAGGAGAUAACCUUCCUGCACGCCGUGGAUCGGGUCAACCGGGAGCCGGGUCUUCUGCCGGGCGUCCACCUGCAGGGGCUGGUGGAGAGGGUGCCCCUCCACAACAGCUUCCAGGCCACGCGACGAGUCUGCUUGGCGCUGGAGCGUGGCGUAGCGGCAGUUUUCGGUCCGCAAACCGCCUCCACCUCAUGGCACGUGCAGAGCAUAUGUGACGCCAUGGAGGUUCCACAUGUGGAGAGCCGCUGGGACUUCCGGCCGCGCCGAGCCGACUUCUCCAUCAACAUACAUCCGCACCCGAGCACCCUCAGCAAUGCGUACGUGUCGCUGAUCCGCCAGUGGCACUGGCAUGCCUUCACUAUCGUGUACGAGGACGCCGCAGGCCUGCUGCGCCUGCAGGCGAUGUUGCAAGCGCCGACACCCUCCGAGUUCAGCAUCACCAUCCGCCAGCUGCCCCCACAGUCAGACGACUUCAGACCGCUGUUGAAGCGGAUCAAAAAGAACGCCGGCACCAAGAUCCUUCUGGACUGUCGGCUGUCGACGGUGCCGUCUCUGCUGCGGCAGGCCCGAGAGCUCGGCAUGAUGAACCAGUACUUCAGCUACCUCAUCACCUCGCUGGACGUGCACAUCGUGGAUCUGGACGAGUUCAAAUACACCGGCGCUAACAUCACUGCCCUGAGACUGGUCAAUCCGUCCGAUCCGGCGGCAGAUGACGUCAUCCGGCGCUUCAUGACGCCGCCCACCGCGGCCCAAACACGCGAGACGGAGGUGGCGCUGAUCCAUGAUGCAGUGCUGGUGUUUGCCCGAGCCCUCCACCAGUUCGGCCGGUCUCUGCACACGCAGUCGCUGAGCUGCGGCACCGAACGCGGAUGGUCCCAGGGCAGCUCACUCCUCAACUUUAUGAAGUUGGUGCGUCUGCCUGGCUUGUCCGGACCCGUUCAGUUUGACGGGGAGGGCUUUCGCACCGAGGUCACGCUGGCCAUCACCGAGCUCUCAAAGGACGGGCUGACCCGCGUGGGCACGUGGUCACCUGACCAAGGCGCCAACUACACCCGCAACUACGGUGACAAGAUGCAGGAAAUCGAACAAAGCCUGCGCCAUAAGACGCUGGUCGUCAUGACUACCGUGAACGAGCCGUACGCGAUGCUAGUGAACGAAUCGGACACCACGCUGACCGGCAACGCCCGCUUCGAGGGCUUCUGUAUUGACCUCGUGAACGAGAUCGCGCGACUGCGCGAGUUUUACGUGCAGUUUGUGGAGGGCGGCAGCUAUGGCGGCAUCGAUCCCAUCACCGGCGAGGCCAGCGGCAUGGUCAAGGAGCUCAUGGACCAGAAAGCUGACAUGGCUGUAACUGACCUGACAAUUACCUAUGAACGCGAACAAGUGCUGGAUUUUACAAUGCCCUGGAUGAAUCUCGGCAUUGGAAUCCUGUAUUCGAAGCCUAAAAAGGAACCGCCUCAGCUGUUCUCCUUCCUGGCGCCGCUGUCGCUGGAGGUGUGGCUCUACAUGGCGGCCACCUACCUGGGCGUGUCCGUGCUGCUCUUCAUCCUGGCCAGGUUCAGUCCGUACGAGUGGGACAACCCGCAUCCGUGCCGGGAGGAGCCAGACGUGCUUGAGAACCAGUUCAGCCUGCCCAACUCGCUCUGGUUCACCAUCGGCUCGCUGAUGCAGCAGGGCUCCGACAUCGCUCCAAAGGCACUCUCGACAAGAAUGAUCGCCGGCCUGUGGUGGUUUUUCACACUGAUUAUGAUCUCAUCGUACACGGCGAACCUGGCGGCCUUCCUGACCGUGGAGCGGAUGGUGUCGCCGAUCGAGAGUGCUGAAGACCUGGCCAAGCAGACUGAGAUCAAGUACGGCGCACUCGAGUCCGGCUCCACCAAAAACUUCUUCAGGGACUCCAAGAUCGCCUCGUACCAGCGCAUGUGGUCGUUCAUGAAGUCGGCGAGGCCGUCCGUCUUCAUCAAGAAGGCGUCAGAAGGUGUGGAGCGCGUGCGGAGCUCGCAGGGCCGCUACGCCUACCUCAUGGAGUCUCCGCAGCUGGAGUACGUGGUGGAGCGCGACUGUGACCUGGUCCAGGUCGGCGGCCUGCUCGACACCAAGAGCUACGGCAUCGCCCUGCCGCCCGGUUCUCCAUACACUUCAACGAUCAGCAACGCCAUCCUGAUUCUGCAAGAAAACGGCACAUUGCACGCGCUGAAGACCAAAUGGUGGAAGGAGAUGAAGGGAGGCGGGGCAUGCAAGCGGAACGCCAAGAAGAGCUCGGCGGCGGCUAGUGAACUGGGUCUGGACCAGGUGGGCGGCGUGUUCGUGGUCCUGCUGGCCGGCAUGGCUGCUGCCUGCUGCAUCGCCAUCUGCGAGUUCAUCUGGAAGUCCCGUCAGCUGAACCAGGCGGCACAUGUCAGUACGAGUUGA